AUGAUUUUUACUUCGCAAAGAGUCCUUUGGAAAUUGUUUCCGCGACUUGCACAAGAUAAAGUGAGGUGGAUGCGGCUUUACUGCAUGGCGACGUUCGGGCUAGGCGCCGCAGCCUGCACCUGGGCCGGCCAGCAAGACUACAGCUCCAAGCCCAGCCGCACCACUUUCUUUUACCGCCAGCACUUAAAAGCUCUUCACAAAAACAAAAAAAUCACCGACGAAAAAUACGCGCGGCUGCUCACCGGCGUCGACCUCUGA
Molecule: messenger RNA, 258 nt
Organism: Eimeria necatrix
Lineage: Eukaryota; Apicomplexa; Conoidasida; Eucoccidiorida; Eimeriidae
Exons: 2
Coding region: 1-258 (85 amino acids)
Source: RefSeq, a predicted model, not a curated record